Molecule: messenger RNA, 506 nt
Organism: Lethenteron reissneri (Far Eastern brook lamprey)
Lineage: Eukaryota; Metazoa; Chordata; Hyperoartia; Petromyzontiformes; Petromyzontidae
Gene: RPL29
Product: ribosomal protein L29
Biological process (GO): cytoplasmic translation
Cellular component (GO): ribosome; cytosolic large ribosomal subunit
Molecular function (GO): structural constituent of ribosome
Source: RefSeq, a predicted model, not a curated record
ACCGCGGCGGCGUCUUCUCCUUUCUCUUCCGGCUUGCGAGCACGACUUCUGAGCCUUUGGCUUCGAAGAAUCCAGCAUGGCCAAGUCAAAGAACCACACCAACCACAACCAGUCGCGCAAGUGGCACCGUAAUGGCAUCAAGAAACCGAAGACAAACCGUUUCGAGUCAUUCAAGGGGGUGGACCCCAAAUUCAUGCGCAACCUGCGCUUCGCAAAGAAACACAACAUCAAGGGCAGGAAAAAGAUGCUGAUUAACAACCAGAAGCACGCAGCAGCAAAGGUGGCAGCGGCCGCCCCAGCUCCCGCACCCACCAAGAAGUGAACGGGGACGUGCACAUUGUGGGACGGGUAGGCAGGUGCGGCGUGGAUGCUGCGUUGCUCUUGCCUGCCUUCUUGCAAUUAAACAUGGACUCGAUUGCACCGCGCUGUCGUGGAUUCCAACGCAAGGGAUGGGUUUGUGUCUUGGAUGGUGUGCGUCAAUAAACAUCUUCAUACGUUGUACACUC